CCUCUUCCCCCCAAGAAGAAUAGGUCAAUCAGGUUUGACAAUUUCUUAUAAAAAGCACAAUUGCAUUGCAACUGACUUGGUUCUUGCAAUUGACUCCCAUUCAUUCCCUGUUCCUCCUUCUUUGCAUACUUUUCAAACACAUUCCACCCAUCUCUGCCAUUUCUUUUUCCCUUUUAUAGUGCAUCGGGCAUACUAUCUGCCUAUCUCUCUAUCAGCUUCUCUCUCAUCCGCCCACCAUGUCGUUCUUCAUUGAAAACCCUAAUGUCGGAGACAGAACCUCUCUGGAAGACUCGAGAAUUCGAGGCUACAACCCCCUCACUCCCCCCAAUCUUCUUCAACAUGAGAUCGCCUUGACGGACAAAUCGAGACAAACGGUCCUCGAAGGUCGUGAGGAAGCCACAGCUAUUGUCCAAGGCACGGAUACCGAUCGACACCGUCUGCUGGUCGUCAUUGGGCCAUGCUCGAUCCACGACCCAGAGAUGGCCCUCGAAUACUGCGAUCGGUUGAUGAAGAUGAAGGAGAAGUACAAGGAUGAGCUGUUGAUUGUCAUGCGUUCUUACCUCGAAAAGCCCCGGACCACUGUAGGCUGGAAGGGCCUGAUCAAUGACCCCGACAUCGACAACAGCUUCAGAAUCAACAAGGGCUUGCGCGUUUCCCGCCAACUCUUCGUCGACCUCACCAACAAGGGCAUGCCCAUUGCCAGCGAGAUGCUUGAUACCAUCUCCCCACAGUUCCUGGCGGACUGCCUGUCGGUUGGAGCAGUAGGUGCUCGCACCACCGAAUCUCAGGUCCACCGGGAGCUGGCCUCAGGUCUGUCCUUCCCCGUCGGUUUCAAGAACGGCACCGACGGCUCGCUCGGCGUGGCUGUCGAUGCCAUCGGCUCUGUCAAGCACCCCCAUCACUUCCUUUCCGUCACUAAGCCCGGUGUUGCCGCCAUUGUCGGCACCGUUGGCAACCCGGAUUGCUUCGUCAUCCUCCGUGGUGGCACUAAAGGUCCCAACUACGAUGCACAGAGCAUUGCGGAAGCAAAGGCGAAGCUGGCUGCCCAAGGCCUGCCGCCCCGUCUAAUGGUUGACUGCAGCCACGGCAACUCGCAGAAGAACCACAAGAACCAGCCCAAGGUUGCCGCCGUCCUGGCCGAGCAGAUCGCUGCUGGCGAAACGGCUAUUAUGGGCGUGAUGAUUGAGAGUAACAUCAACGAGGGCAACCAGAAGGUCCCUCCGGAGGGCAAGGCCGGAUUGAAGUACGGUGUCAGUAUCACCGACGCCUGCAUUCACUGGGAGGACACUGAGCUUGUGCUGGAAAACCUGGCCCAGGCUGUGCGCACGCGCAAAGUGAAAUUGACCGCAUCUCAGUGAGCGGUUCGCCGGUCUCUUGUCUCUUAAUUGACGUUCUUGUAGCCGAAGCACGAUUUAAUGGGUUUUCAAAAGGGGGUAAAAAAAGUGAUAUAUGGUUCUGGUGGCAUCUUUUACACUUUUGCGGCGGGUCAUAAACUAGCUAAUGAAUAUCAAUGAAUACCAUUCUGUAC
Molecule: messenger RNA, 1528 nt
Organism: Aspergillus saccharolyticus JOP 1030-1
Lineage: Eukaryota; Fungi; Ascomycota; Eurotiomycetes; Eurotiales; Aspergillaceae
Product: 3-deoxy-7-phosphoheptulonate synthase
Exons: 4
Coding region: 237-1358 (373 amino acids)
Biological process (GO): aromatic amino acid biosynthetic process
Cellular component (GO): cytoplasm
Molecular function (GO): 3-deoxy-7-phosphoheptulonate synthase activity
Source: RefSeq, a predicted model, not a curated record